CAGCCGCCACGAGUCUGCCCAGCAGCCGAAGGCCGGUUAUUUGGCACCACGCUUCGUUGUCAGCAACUACUGUACCGUCCAAGGCGGGUGCUGGCGAUGGCAUCGACGGACGGCCACGGGCACCAGACAGCAACGGCCAGCCGCAGAGCGGCUAUCAACAGAGCGGCCAUGAACAGAGCAGCCGCAAGAACUCCGCUUGUAUCGCGAUGUGUCUUCCGGCCUGCAGCCGCGUUCGAAGCUACACAAAACGCAUCCAAAGACGGAGGGGAUGGCUACAAAGUUUUUGCUCCUCAUCGCUUUGGCGACCAUAUCGGCAGUGGCAAUGGCGACGGCCACGCGCGGCGACUGUGAGGAGGGAUACGACUGCCCUGCCGACGGUAGGUAAUGGUUGGCUCUGAGAGGGAGGUAGAUCUACGGCACACCCAUCACUCCUGGCUCAUAUGUGGCUGUCCUACCUGCUGCUGUGUGCAGGUGGGUCGUUUGUGGACCGCACAGGCGAGAUCUCCGGCAUGGCUGCGGGCAACACAGGUGCGGCCGGGAUGCAAUGGAUGGGCGGAUGCGAUGGAUGGGUGGAUCUGUGGUGCAUACCCGCGUGUGUGUGUGGUGCUGUGCUGUGUGUGCAGGUGCGUUGUCGGAGGCCUCCGGGUGGCAUUUGUGCAGCAGCAGGUGCAGCAGGCCAAGACCAUGAUCGUGGCGGCCAACAAGAUGAGCCAGGCGGCCCACAAGAUGGCCACGAGCGCCCUCGACGCCAUCCAUACCGCCGAGCAGCAGAUGCAGCCAUUCUUGGGUGAAACGAUAGGUGAAACACUAGGUGAUAAGCAAUGCGCGGGGGCGGGCAAUACACAUACAGAUACACACAUGUGUCUGUCUGUAUGUCUGUCGUGCGCGGUGUGGGUAAGGUGGUCCUUGUAGCCAGUUUAACCACACGUGUGAUGUCCUGAAAGACGGAACGAGGUGCGGCUCAUACAUUCGGCUCGAGCCCCGCGGGCGCAACACUCAUGUCAAGUGCUACUGCAAGAACGCGAGUGCCAGGUACGCACGCCACACACUCUAACACACACAUUACAUUCACAACGCACCCGUCGUCUCUGACUCUCUGCACGACAUUGAUUGGCUGCGUGUUGCCUGCUGUCUUUUUGUGGUGGUUAGGGAUGACCGUUGAGAAACACUUCCAAGCCAGCGGUGGACCGAUAGCGCACCCACACCGGCUGUAACUGGCUGGCUGGCAUGGAUAUGGACGAUUGAUAUGUCGGGCCGUCACAUAGCCAUGCAGUGUGUGGGUGGUGUGUGUGGAAUGUGUGCUGCUGCUGCUGCUGUGGUGUGUGGUUUGUGUGGCUCCAUGGCCAUGGUUGAUGCAAUGGACCCAUUGCAUCCAACCACGCAACGUGAUUGCGGACGUGGCGUAUGUGCUCUGGUGCAGUACGUACCAUGGACGACGGACAUGGAUAGACACACACAGACCAUAAAUACCGCACACGCCAGGUGUUUCAGUCAGCAGGCCGUCACUGUUACACUCAUCUGCAACAAAAGGAAGCCCUCUCGUGUGUGUGCGUGUCCAUCUCACUCACCGACACACACG
Molecule: messenger RNA, 1579 nt
Organism: Vitrella brassicaformis
Lineage: Eukaryota; Vitrellaceae
Source: the annotation of a GenBank genome assembly